CUGCUAAGUGCUACAAAUCCCUUUUCCAAUGCCCCGCGCCGCAGUGCUCCAUCGAUAUUAACAUUUAUACGACGUGACAGUAAAAUACACUACAAAAUAAGAAGUUACAUCCAGAAUAAUGUCUUUAACCCCUCUCGUUUUAUCCAUCUUAGUACCAAAUCUAGUUUUAUCGCAAACGGACAGUAACGCAGUCAGUGAAGUAAAUACAUUGCAGUGGAGUUCUACGGAAUCAGUUUUUGCCUUGCAAAUCCAACAAAUCCGAACGUCGACGGCGGCGGAAGAGCCGCCCGCGGCCUCUACCGGAAACAAUCUUAACGUCUUCAGUCCCGACGAAGCAAGUAACUUUCUUGAAGUACAAGAAGAAAAUUUCCGCGCAAUCUCGCCUUUUCAUCCGAUUGGAAAAACGAAUGCCGGUGGAAAAAUCAAAAGCGAUCAAGAAGGAGGAAAUAGCAAAUUACUUUCAUCACUUCAAGUGAAUUUUCUAGAUGAGAGAAAAGGUGUUUUUCAAAAUACUAAAGUUAACAAUUUAAAAGAACCAGAGAAUUUAGUUUGGGAGAAUUGCUUCGAUAUUGCGAAUUUGAAUUCAAGAGCCGACUUGGAAAAUUCCGAUAGUGUUGAAUCCGAAAAUGUAAGGACUUUCGAAAACUAUGUAAACAAACGAAACUCGUUAUCAAUGAACGAUUCUUCAGCUUUAAGGUCUUGGUUAGAGAAGUAUAAUAUACUAAGAAAUGGGCAAACGGAGCAGCCUAUUAUUUUUACUGACACUGCUACCAUUGAGCCCGUAACAUCUACAAGUGCAUCGACAAUACAAAUUAUACCAAUUACGGCGAGCAUACCAAACUCUUUUACAGAGUCAAUGAACAUUUCACUAGAUUUUAUCACUGAACUUGCUAUAAAAGAAACCGAUACAAUGGAUUGGCAUAUAGACGACGAGCAAAGUAAGAUUAAAUUUGGAAGUUUGCCUCAAACGCAAACAUAUCUGAUACCAAAAUUCAAACUAAAUGAGGGAUUUCACCCUUUCAGUUUUAUGUCAAAGUUCUUUUCUGUGAUAUAUCUCUUCGACUAUCCAAUUGGUCUUGUCAAGGAUAUAGUUAAAGGGAAAUUCACUUUCCCUUAUUCAUUUUUACAGUCAAUCAAAGUGGAGUCAACAUUUUUGGUGUUUAUCAUAACUUUCGGCGUCUUUGCGCUGAUCAUUCCAUUGUACCUCUUCAUAUUGAGCUUAAUAUCGUUGUUUUCUAAAUCAAAGUGCACAGAUGAAAUUGAAUCUGGAACCUUAUUCCUGGAAGCAGAGAGACCAGAUUGCCACGACAAAGUCCUCGUCACUUUCACGUUCCUGUUUUUGCUUAUAUGCUGUGGUCUUAUUUCGGGGAUGGUUUUGAGCAAUGAGCAGUCUCGAAUAGCCGUGGCAGAGAGUCGCAAUGUAAUUAGCUGUGCAUGCGCCGAUAUAGCUGCCUGGCUUUCAACAGCUGCGCAGGAGUUGCAUCAGAGUCUGGUACCGCCGGUGGAUAUGGUGUUUUAUGCUUAUAAUGAAGAUUUGAGAAAUGUAGCAACACUUUUGGGACAACCAAUACAACAAGCUAUAGCAUCAGAAAGUGGCAUAGACUUGGUACUGGACUCUUUGGCAGAUAUUAUAUCAGAGAGCGAAGAUCUAUCUAAUAAGGUAUCAUCUUUAAGAGAAUCCUGCACUAAAGCUAGUCUUCUCGCAGCUGCAGCUUCAGAAAAGAUCAGUGACUUAGCUCAACAAUUAGAUAGUCUCAGACAACACUGUGUCGAGAAAGACAUUCCUCUUUGUGAUACGCUUAGGACAAACACGCUACAUAUUAUGAUGAAAUUUGAUUCAAUACUUCAAGAGGAACAACUUUUAGAACUAAACAACUUAGGAGUUACAAACUUAACACAGGCCAUAUCUACAGCCAGAAAAGAAUUUCGCACUUUGCCAAUAGCUAUAUCAUCGCAAACAGAAAGAAUAAGAGCGGAUAUUCUCCGCGAUAUAGAAAAUCGUAGACAAAUCGUUCAUAACUCUGCUAAAGUUCUAAACGAUAUAGUAAGACAUUUGACAGCGGGACUACAUAGUCUUGCACGACAUAUGGACACAGGGUUGGAUAGAUUAAAUAAGUAUGAGAUGUGGCGUUGGUCUAUAAUGCUAGCAUGCAACGUUAUCAUUAGUUUCGUCAUGUUGCUGAUUCUCCUGGCAAUGUUUUGUGGUUGUGGAAAUGCGAAAAUUCACGCAAAAAGAACAUUACAAGUAUCCUCAUUUUGUUUGUGUAUUGUAUCUAUCAUUCUUUGGAGUAUAAUUUCUGCUACCUUCCUUAUCUCUGGACAUGCUGAGGUGUAUGCUUGUCAAAUUUUAUGGGAGGGACAGUAUAAGACUUUAUCAACGCUUUUGGAUCGUCCAUCUCCUCUUUUAUCUGAUAACGAUGGAAUUUUUGAUGUCUUAUUCAAAGAUCUAUACAAUGUUACCAUAGAUGUACCUGUCAAAAAUGUUUUAAGAGAAUGUGAAAAAAACCAGCCGGCAUACAUCGUAUUCCAACUGGAUAAAGUUUUAGACGUAAACAAGGAGACGUCUUACUUUGAAUGGGACGAACUACAGGACGACUUAAGAAAAUUAUCGAAGUCUAUUGACGUUGGAUUUCUAAAGACAAUUUCAGACAACUUCAACAAGUUGCUCAAUAGGAUACUUUUUAUUUCUGAUGUUAAUUUGACGACAUAUAGGAUGGAAUAUAAUGGUCCAGUUUUGGGUAAGGAUUUGCCAUCAUUUGUGGACCAGCUGGAAAACGUUGCAGUUCAAGUAAGCGAUUUGAAUACCGCGGGAAGGUUAGAAAGUUUAGCAACAAGAACUCAAAGAAUUCAUUUAUCGAACAUCAAGCCACUGGAGCAGUUGCGGACAGAGUUGGUCUUCAAGUUGACAGAACUCGAAUUGCAGAUGAUGCCUUUUCGAAGGAAGUUGAACAUUUCGUUGAGCCACAUACACACUGCGCAGUUUUACAUCGACAACCAAGGAGACGUGAUUGCCCAAAAGAAACUAUCAACCUUCAUAUCCCGGCUGGUCUCCCACACGGCUGGCUGGCGCACCCAUGUCCUCACGGAAGCUGGUGAACACGCGGGCAGGUGUGGCCCGCUGUUCGCAGUGUUCGCUGCCAUUAGAACACUUGUAUGCAUCAAAUAUGUCUCUUCUCUGCACGGGUGGUGGUUUUGCGGGUUUUUCUUGGGAUUCAUUUGGUGUACUGUCUUCACUCCACUUUGCGUCAAACUCUGGAGAUCAUACGCCAAGAAAUUGAGGACCAUGGAUACUUUAACACUGACUAACAUAGGGAACCCGGUACACCAGCAACAGCAACCUGCGAGGACACCAACUGGAACACCCCAGGACCCCCACCACCACCUCGAGACGACAGUUGGUGAUUAUCAAUUCUCAUUCACGGAGUUAGACAGUGGAUCAGCUGAUGUGGAUUACAAUAUACUCGUAUGCGAUAAUAUGGAUCGAAUGUUGCCUUCUAGCACAAAAAUUUAUGAUAAAGAUUGUACGUACUACGAAUGAGACGUUUUGUGCUUUGAUGUUUUGAAAAAAAUACAUUACCUAAUACCUAACCUUAUAAUAUUCCAACGACAAAAAUUAGUAUUAAUCUAUCUGUAAUAGUCUGUAAUCUGUCGAUAAGUUACAUAGCAACAGCUAGCAACGUUGUUAAUUGUUAUAAAGUAUA
Maniola jurtina (meadow brown) is the source of this 3701-nucleotide messenger RNA. RefSeq lists its product as uncharacterized. Bases 119 to 3538 code for a protein of 1139 amino acids. Gene Ontology annotation, cellular component: membrane. Lineage: Eukaryota; Metazoa; Arthropoda; Insecta; Lepidoptera; Nymphalidae. The record is from RefSeq and is a predicted model, not a curated record. The transcript has 18 exons.